AAAGUUAGGACUUAGGUAAGAGAGCGAGGAACUUAGUGGUUGACUCUAUAAUAAUUUGAGUUGACGACUAAUAAGAACAAUAAUGUACCUUCACUCUUUGUCGGAUUUAUUAUCAAUUCACUUGGUGGACGACUCUUGUAUAUGUUAGCGUAGCAACGCAGCAAUCAUUAUUUAUUUAUUGAGGUAGAAAUUCAAGUGUGGUGAGUUAUUAUUCCAUUCUCAAAUCAGACCCGCGGCUGCACAAGCAAAGAAUCCAACUACUUUUUCCUUCUCGUUCUUCUUCUUCUUCGCUUAUUCUUCCUCUCCCUCUUCAGCUUUGAAGAGUCCACCUGCUCUAUACCUCAGCUCGUUCAAGAAUUUAACUACUGUUGACAUUUUGGAUUGACAACUUCAUAGGAGGAAACGUGCCGUUCAGACUACUUUACUUUCAGUUUCAGGUUAAUACUUAGCAGCUUUGCAACUUGAAGGGGAAAAAAAAGGAACUUUAGGUUCAUGGCUGAAAAUUUGAUGACUAUAGCUAGAGGACAAUCUAUCUUGGAGCCACCACUUUUUGAUGGUAGAAAUUACGCUGAAUGGAAGGAACAUAUGGAGACAUUUACAAAGUCUUUGGACUUCAAACUUUGGCUUAUCAUUAAGAAUGGACCAAAUGUUCCAAAAAAGGUUGUAAAUGGAAUUGAAGAGGAAAAAUCGGAAGAUGAAUUUGAUGAUGAAGACAUGAAGAGUGUACAACAAGCCUCAGCAGCAAGACACAUCUUAUUAUGUGCUCUAAUAAACUCAGAUGUUUACAAAGAUAUCUUGCACUUCAAAACAGCCAAACAAAUAUGGGACGAGCUUGAAAACAGGGAGAGAAUUAACAAUGUGAACCCAUCGACUCCGCAAACAAAUCACGUGAAGGCCAAGUCUGAUCAAUAUAGUUGUCCCAGCCUUGUUUUCCUAGAUGAAACAGGAAAUCCAAAGAAUAAUAAUGAUUUCUUCAACCUGUGCGUUCCUCUAUACAAGCAUGCACUAGAAGGUAACUGGGAAGAAGCGAAGAGAAUCAUAGAGAAGGAUAGGAGGUUGAAGAAUGCAGCCAUAGCAAGUGGAUUGCCUACAGUGUUACACAUAGCAGCAGGUGCAGGUGAGGGUGCAAAGCAUGUUCACUUUGUGGAACAACUACUGAUGCCAGAAUUUCUAAACGAAGAAGACCUACAGUUGCAAGAUUACAAUGGAAACACUGCGUUUUGCUUUGCUGCUGCAGCUGGGAACAUGCAAGUUGUUGAUUUGAUGCUGAAUAAGAAUCCAUCAGUGGCAUGGGCUAGGGGUGCAAAAGGAGCCACCCCUAUUCAAUUUGCUGCAUUGCAAGGCAGAUGUGAAGUGGUUUGCCAUCUCUAUGACAGAACAAAACAAAGAUUCACAGAGGAUGAUGAGAAGCAAUUGUUCUUCACUUGUAUCAACACUGGACUCUAUGGCUUAGCCUUAAAAAUGGCGCAAGAAAACUCAGAGCUAGCUUAUGCAAGGGAUGAAAACAAUGAGACAGCUUUGCAUCUCUUGGCUAAAAGCCAUUUGGAUUCUUGUUGUCAAAGUCCACACCAUCAAAACCACACGAUCAUGAUCAACCCUUAGUUUAUCAGUUGGUCAAAAGCCUUUGGAGCACAAUUUGUAACAAUUCCACUAUGGAUGGGAUAAUUGAUAUCAUAGGCAAGCCAUCUCAACCAAUAUUUGCUGCUGCAGAAGUUGGUAAUUUUGGGUUCUUGUCAGAGCUUAUUAGUGGCUAUCCAAGCUUGAUAUGGGCAAGGGAUGAGAAAGAACAACAAACUAUAAUUCACAAAGCUGUCAAGUAUCGCCAGGCAAGCAUCUACAAUGUGAUACAUGAGAUUGGUUCUCAAAAGGAUAUUAUAGUGACUAUGGUAGACACCAGUGGUAAUACUCUCUUGCAUUUGGCUGCACAAAUAGCACCACCAAGCAGACUUGAACUAGUUUCUGGAGCAGCUUUUCAGAUGUGCCUUGAGUUAGUAUGGUUCAAGGAAGUAAAGAAGAUAAUGCCACCAUCCUUUAUAAAAUCAACAAACUCAGAAGGCUUAACUGCUGGAGAGUUAUUCACAAGGGAGCACACACAGUUGCGAAAAGAUGCAGAGGCUUGGAUGAAAAGCACAGCAGAGAAUUGUAUGCUGAUUGCAACCGUCAUUGCAACGGGGGUGUUUGCUGCUGCAAUAAGCAUACCAGGUGGUGUUGACGAUGCAAAAGGGAAACCAAACUACUUGAAAAAGCCUUCAUUUUUGGUGUUUGCAAUCUCAGAUGCAGCUGCAUUUAUCUCGUCAGCAGCUGCAAUAUUAAUAUUCUUGUCCAUUCUUGUUUCGCGUUAUGCUGAGUCUGAUUUCUACAAGUCACUGCCCUUGAAGCUCAUAUUUGGAUUGGUAGCGUUGUUCUUCUCAAUAACAAGCAUGAUGGUAGCAGUUGCAAGUGCCUUCUUCAUUACUUACUAUUAUGACUCAGAUUGGGUUCCUGGUUUUAUUUCUGCGUUUGUGUGUCUACCAAUACUUCUUUUCAUAUUUUUGCAGUUUAAAUUAUGGUAUGUGAUAAUGUAUUCAACGUUUUAUUGUAAGAAUCUUUUUAAGCCAGACAAGAAAAUGCUUUAUGUAUUGAAAGAUUAGAGAUGUAAAUU
Molecule: messenger RNA, 2641 nt
Organism: Arachis duranensis
Lineage: Eukaryota; Viridiplantae; Streptophyta; Magnoliopsida; Fabales; Fabaceae
Molecular function (GO): protein binding
Source: RefSeq, a predicted model, not a curated record